Messenger RNA from Colletotrichum phormii, 1131 nucleotides. RefSeq names its product S-adenosyl-L-methionine-dependent methyltransferase. NCBI's taxonomy places the organism in Eukaryota, Fungi, Ascomycota, Sordariomycetes, Glomerellales, Glomerellaceae. Gene Ontology annotation, molecular function: methyltransferase activity. The record is from RefSeq and is a predicted model, not a curated record. The transcript has 7 exons. Bases 1 to 1131 code for a protein of 376 amino acids.
AUGCAGGCUCCAAACGUCGCGGCCGUGGCAGACGCCACUCCUGCAAAUGAGAUUGCAGCAACUGUAGAUGCUGAUAACCAUGACGAAGGCAUUGACGCCGAUGGAGACGAAAGCUCGCAGGCAGAUACAGAGAGUAUCCGAACUACGUCUACGACAUCCGUGAGCGAAAGCAUCACUGACUAUCGUCGCAUCCAUGGCCGGACUUUCUCCCAAAAGACGGACUACUGGGGUCCCAACGACGAGAAGCAGAAUGAAGCGCUGGACCUUGCGGCAAAUGCAAGAAUUGAAAUCAUCAUAACUGACGACGACAAUGACUUUACUAAAAGUCACAAUUGGGAGCUGCAAUUCUUCGACGACAAACUGUUCUUGGCACCUCUUGGUGACAGUCCCCAAAAAGUGCUUGAUCUUGGAACUGGAACUGGUAUCUGGGCUAUUGAUUUUGCCGACGAAUUUCCGUCUGCACAAGUUACUGGUGUCGAUAUCUCGCCCAUUCAGCCCGGCUGGGUCCCUCCGAACUGCAAGUUCCAAGUCGACGACAUCGAGCAGCCGUGGACUUGGUCUGAGGACUUCGAUUUCAUCCAUGUUAGCCAUCUUGAGGCUAGUAUCGCGGAUUGGCCGGCCUUGUAUAAACAAGCUUUCAACCAUCUGAUUCCCGGAGGCUAUAUCGAAAUCAAAGAAUUCGAUAUUACAACUCGGUCGCAACUCUACGGUGACGAUAUCCCUAAAGACCAUGUUUUUAGCCGAUGGGCACCGAUCUUCUUUGAAGCAGCUGAUAAACUCGGCAAGACGCUGACCCAGACCCAUAACCGCGGCAUUGCCAGAGCUCUCGAAGCAGAGGGAUAUGUCGAUAUCGUGGAGAAGAGAUACUCCAUCCCCAUUGGUUCUUGGCCUAAGGAUCCAAAACUGAAGGAGGUUGGCGAGUACAAUUUGAUGUACAACGAUGAGUCUCUUGAGGGAUUCGCACUAUUCCUGCUCAAGGAAAUCAUGGGGUGGGAGUAUGCCGAGAUCAUCGUCUUUGUUGCGGAGAUGCGUAAGGCCCUCAAAGACCCAAAGCUUCAAGCGUACAUUUACCUCCAUGUUGUUUACGCACGCAAACCCGAGGAGCAGGAGGGAACUCAGGCUGAAAGUUGA